Molecule: messenger RNA, 7281 nt
Organism: Phyllopteryx taeniolatus (common seadragon)
Lineage: Eukaryota; Metazoa; Chordata; Actinopteri; Syngnathiformes; Syngnathidae
Exons: 7
Coding region: 1558-5742 (1394 amino acids)
Cellular component (GO): nucleus
Source: RefSeq, a predicted model, not a curated record
CAUUGUUGUUGAGUGCCUCAUUGUUUGCCGUGAGUGCAUGCACGUCACAGAGUGAAGGAGAAAAAUAGAGGUUAAAAAAAAAAAAUGUAAAAGACUGACUUGACAGCCAGCGUGUGGACUCCGCGGAGCUUUGCACUGGUGUGACCACUUCAGUGCCUCGCUCUCUGCCACGAGUGUGUGCACGUCACAGAGAAAAGGCAGAAAAGCACCAUUUAAACAAACAAGUUGGCUUGGCAGCAAGCGUGUGGACCGGUGUUUCGCGCUGCUGUGGCCGCUUUGCAGCGUCUCGUCACGGCAUGAAGAAGCCCAGUGACGACCUGGGAGAUUUAUUUGUGCCACCGGAGGCUUUUUAAGCUGGCAUAUUUUUGCUGCUCAAACAUUAUUACAUACUAUUUGAUUGACAUUUGAGCAUGGUGUCAGCACAUUCAGUUGACACACCCACAGUGUAUGAGAGCAGAGAAGCCUUAUGUUAUAUACUUUUUUGAAUCAUUCAAAUUUGGCAGGGUUGUUAACAACAUUCUUCUCUGUGGUGUGUCAAAUUUCAAACAUUCUCACUUUACAGGGACUUGAAAACCAGGGGUGGGAAAAAUGCGGCCCGUCGGUCACUUACGGCCCGCUCCGUUCUUUAAUCCGACCCGCAGAGCCUUUACAAUAUAUAGAAUCUUUUCAUAUUUGUUGGAUUCCUCUAGCUGUUUUUUUCUCUCCUAAAAUAGGUUAUUUAAAGUGUUUAUUCAUUUGUACUUUUUUAUUUUAUCCAUUUAUCUCAUUAUUGAUUGAUUGAUUUAUUGUAAAAAUAUAUAUUUUUUUAAAAUAAACCAUUACACACACACACACACACACACAAACAUAUAUAUAUAUAAACAACCCCGAUUCCAAUGAAGUUGGGACGUUGUGUUAAACAUAAAUAAAAACAGAAUCCAAUGAUUUGCUAAUCACGUUCAACCUAUAUUUAAUUGAAUACACUUCAAAGACAGGAUAUUUAAUGUUCAAACUGAAAGACUUUUUUGUUUUUAGCAAAUAAGCGGUUCAGGGUGUACCCCGCCUCCUGCCUGAUGUUUGCUGGGAUGGGCUCCAGCAGCCCGCGACCCUGUUGAUGACAAGCGCUCAAAGAAAAUGAAUGGAUGGAUUGAUAUAUAAACAUUUAUUUUAUUAGAUGGUUAAUCAUUCAUAACGUUUUCCUCCCCCUGCUUCAUAUGCUGCUUUUAUAUGCCCUUAAAUAAAGAUACUGAUGUUGGAUAAUACAUGGAUGCCUAGAAGUUAGAGAAAUAUACAAAGAAAGACACAGUCGUCUUGAAUUGAAAUGUUUACGUGCUUUUACUGUACUUUUUUUUUUGUGUCAUUGUGGCAUCAAGCAGACACGACGAGAUGGAGAGGACACCUGCUAACCUUCCGCUUUCUACCAUGGAGACGGACACAGCAGCAGUAGGUGAGGAAAAGUGUCCAAGGAGGAGGAGAGGGAGCUGAGAUUGCAGCAGGCGAACGGGUAGGACGAGGUCGAGCAGGAGGACGCGUUCCGCUCUCAGUACAAGUCCGGGAAAAGUGUGCGAGGAGCUUCCGAUGGCGUGCUACUACAUCGUGAUCAGCUCCACCCACCUGCGCGACGGACAGCUGAGGAGCAUCAAAGGGGUGUUCCGAGGACCAAUCGGAGCCGACGGACACAAAAACAAUAAAACGGAUGAGGGCGCCACCCGUCUGUACUGCGAGCUGUGCGACAAACAAUACGUGCGACACCAGCAGUUUGACAACCACAUCAACUCCUACGACCACCACCACAAGCAGCGUCUGAAGGAGCUGAAGCAUCGCGAGUUCUACCGAGUGUUGGCCUGCAGGAGGCAGCGGAGGCGAAGGGAGGAGCGCAGGGAGGAGCGCUUGCUGAGGAAGAGGCUCCAGCAUCAUCAUCAUCCUCCUCAUCCUCAUCACCAUGAGGAGGAGAAAACACAAGCGCGCUGCGCUCCGGGUUCGGGCCCCAUGUUCCGCUCCACCACCGUGGCGGUGGAGCCGGCGAGCGCGAUGGAGAAGUGGAGCGACGUGCACGCCGACAGCAGCGACGCCGUCGGGGCUCUGGGGAGAGAUCCUCAAAGCUCACUGCUCCUUCCUCUGGACGCCGCACUGGGAAGCCGACUCCUGAGCGACAUCACGAGCAAAAACGCCGAUAGCGGCCAAAGCGCCGCCUUUAACAAGCUCCCUUGGGCCCCCAGUUUCUUAAGCGACACCAUUCGAGCCAAUAACAUCCCCCCGAAAGCCUCCCUCGCCAGCAGGGGGCGCCCCGUUUGCUUCUCUCUGCCUAAAAGGAGCUGCGUUCUGCUGCACCAAUCGGCCGCCGUCUUUAUCCAAGCUGGGCGGAGUUCGCGAGACGGCCAAAAGACGACCCAAGAAGUGGACAGAAAGGUCGCACCGCAGCGGAUCUCGCCUGCGCCGUGGGGCCACGCUUUGACCAGAGAACUGGAUGACAAGAUGAACGCCGCCUCGUCUUUAUGUAACCGCCACCACGGGACCGGAGUCCAAGUCCGCGUGGGAGGUGGGACGGGUGCCCGAGACACCGGUGGAAGUAUGAUUAGAGCUGCAGUCGUUGGUAGACGUGUGGCAGAAGCCCAAGACGGAGGUGGAAGCGGGCUUGGAGCCAAAGUUAGUAUCGGAUAUGGAACCGAAGAUGGAGCCCGAGUAGCCGGCCAAAGUGGGACAGGAAACCAAACCAAUGUAGAAGGUAGGACAAGAGCCCUGAAUAAUGGUCGAAGUCGAACUGGGGCCCAAGUUGCUGGAACACAAACAACCGGUAGAAGUGGGACUGGAGCUGAAGAUGGGCGUGGAAGUAGAACUGUUGCCCAAGACAUUGGUGACUGUGCAGCUGGAGCCCAAAUCAAUGCAGAAGGUAGUACCAGAGCCCAGGGCUGUGGUCAAUCUGUGACUAGAACUGGAGUCACUCAAGAUAGUGGCGGAAGUAAGACUGGAGACCAAAUAAUAGGUCAAAGUGUCAUGGGAGCCCAAAUCAAGGUGGGAGGUAGUACCAGCGCCCAGCACAAUGGUAGGUGUGGAACUGGAGCUGGAGUUAGUCCUGGACUUGAGACUCGAGCCAUCCAAGAUAGUAGUGGAAUCAGGAAUGAAGGCCAAGUUACUUGUCAAAGUGGGCUAGGAGCCCAAUUCUUUCUAAGCUGUAGCACUCGAGCCCAAGAUCAAGGUGGAGCCCAAGUCAUCGUUGGUUGUGUCGCUGGCGCUGAAGACCGGGAUGGAUGUGGGGCUGGAACUGUCAAAGAUAGUGAUGAUAGUGGGAUUGGGACCCAACCAGCUAAUGAAGGUGGGACUGGAUCGGAUCAUCACGUGACCAGCAAGGUUCCAGUACUACUACCACCCACUUUGGCGUGUCCAAGUUCUGGCUUUGAAACCUCCGCCAAAGCUGAUUUUGUUCAAAAGCUACAUUGUCCCACUCCCGCUGAGAUCCAACAAGCAGGAUUUGUGAACCGAGCCAAAGACGUGGGUCAAAAACAAUCACCUAGUUCUCCUUCAGGUCGGCCCAAGGAGCCUUUUUGUCCUGUCCUGAGCCGCGACGGCAGCCGCGUCCUGCUGUGGCCCUCGGAGAUGGUCCGCUACACCAAGAUGUCGCCCUCGCUCUCCUACAGCGUCAACCCGCUGCUGUACGACUUCCGAGCGCACGCGGGCGCCCGUAGGGAAGUGGGGAGCAGAAUAAAGCCAUUAGUGAUCAAACACGACGGCUGCCGACAGAAGUGGGAACGCGGCGGGGGAGAGUCAGAUGAAAGCCAGGAUGAGAAUGAAGGAGGACAGGCGGGAAAUCCUCUGGCAGUCGCGGGCCGAGGCGAAGGUGGCAAAGAAGUCGGCAAAGAAUUUCCACAUGCCGACGCGUUCAAAGCCACCCGUGUUGGACCGGGGAAAAGGAGGAGGAGGAGGAAAAGGGGAGGGCUGAGGAAGAGGGGGAGAAGGAAAAGAGGAGAGGAGAUGAAGAGGAAAGAGCAAGGGAGGAGGGAGAUAAUAACUAGUUUCUGUGAGAUGGCGAGGCUGGAAAGAGAGGACGGCGGAACAGAAAAACGGCUAUUAAGUCAUCUGGCGGCGCGGCGGAUGCUCGCAGGCCUCGGAAAAACGCCGAAGCGGGAGGAGGAGAGAUUGAUAGCGGAGAACGACGCGCUAUUAAGUCGUCUUCCCGCGAAUCGGUGUAAUCGCUGCAUGCGGGUGAACGUGGGGGCCGGCCGGCCAUCAUCCUCCGAGCGACGUCUUUGCGGGGGUGCGGCAUGUAAUGCGGCGAUUAGCCCCGCUAUCCGGACGCCACGCUGUCUCGCAUCUACGGUCGACCCCGCUGGCGCGGACACGAGGCCGCGACGCAAACAUCAAGAUGGAGACGAGCGAGGGCGGGAAGCUAAGAAGUGCGGGAAUCCGAGUGAGAUUAGAGCUCAGGAGGCGAGAGUGUGCGAGGCGGCGAUUAGCGGUGUCUCGCCCCCCCGCAGAGACGCAGCGUGCGAACGCCAAAUCCAUCUCUCGCCAUCUCGACACGCGGAAGCAGCAUGCGAUGCAGCGAUUAGCCCUGACCCCCUUUCUUUUAGACGCCCAGCGUGUGCUCGCAGACAAACGGCGGCGGGACGUAAUCGCCCUAUUGAGGCACAAAAGAUCGAAAGCGACCCGAGCGUCCCAUCGGGAUGCACAAACACUACACUCACCUGCGAGGAUCUUUCACAGGAAGUGAGGUGCGGCGGCAAGAGGAAGUGGACAGAGUGUCUGGAAACCAACGCCUGGAAGAAACGCAAACGAGGACGACGACAAACCAGAAGAGUUGUCGGCUUUGGUUUCAGGAGAACUUUGGACUCAACGGAAACCAGCGACGGAAGCAGCAAAGAGGCAAAACCAAGAGACGUCUCACCUGACACGACAGAUAAAGUAGGCCAGGAUGCUAACGACGAGCUGUGCCAAGAUACCGACAACGCCGUCAGCGAUAAUGGAAUACUCAACGACACGCGUCCCGAGGACGCCGCUCAUGAAGACGACAUCAUCGAACCGGAACGCCCACACGGCAGCAAGGAGGCGAAUCCCAACGACUUCUCACCUGACAGGACGGGCAAAGUGUGUCGGGACGCGAACGACACGAGCCAAUCGUCUCGCCUUGAUGACAUCCCGGGACGAUUUAGUCCCACCUGUGUCGUGCCUGAUGGCCGUCGUGAGAACGUCCGAGGAGUUGGCAUCGACUCCGUCGAUGCGCCUCCUGAGGACGAAACUCAUGAUAACGUCGUCCCUGACGCCCCCAUUUCAGAAGCCAAACCCCCUCAAAGCGAGGGUGACAAUGAGGGUCGGCAUUGCGAGAAGGACAGGUCGCCGGAUGUCUCCUCGCCGAAGGACGAGCGUCCAACCGGCAGGCGUCAGGAGGGCAGGACUGUGGAACUUUUCUACCCAGAGAAAGGGCCUCGUUUCCCCCGUGGCCUCCCUCCAGGGUGUGUCCCCCUCCGGGGGCCUCUCCUCCUACCGGCGCCUUCCUCCUUCUCCUUCCAUCACACAGUCAUCCAGCACCACCUAUCCCUCGUGCCCCCGCCCCUACCGCUCCCCUCGUACCCCCACCUGCUGCCACCCUUCGCCCCCCACCCCCUCGCUCUAAAUCCACCACCGCCGCCGCCAUCUUUCUUCGCCUCGCCACCCAUCCAUCUCCUGGACGCUCCGUAUCCCCUGGGGACGGAGUUUCACCCGAUGCUGAGUCGCCACCUCCUGGCGCCCCCCCACCCGGCCGCCCUGCCCUUGCAGGUGUUGUUCUAGUUGCCAUUUUGGAAAGGCUUUCAAGACGCGCAGAGUAAAAAUGCCAACGUCAUUGGGUGGACUCCUUCACUCAUUACCUGCUCCCUAAUCACGUUACAGUGAAGCCCCGCCCCUUUACGGCAGCGGAUACUUUCUGGAAUCAUCCGUGAUAGGUGGAAAUCUGCAGUAGCGAACCCAUAGAAAAUAUGUACAAUUAAUAUAACAAUACUCACAGGCAUAUAUUCUUUAUCCUCUGCAAAGAACGACGAAUGCAACCCCAAUUCCAGUGAAGUUGGGACGUUGAGUUCAACAGAAAUAAAAACAGAAUCCAAUGAUUGGCAAAUCAUGUUCAACCUAUAUUUCAUUGAAUACAUAGCUCCAGCCAUAAAAUUCCAAGUUCAUGAUUAUUUGCUAAAAAUAAUCAAGUUUAUCAGUUUGAACAUGAAAUAUCUUGUCUGUGUAGUGUAUUCAGUGAAAUAUAGGUUGAAGGUGAUUGGGCAACUUCAUUGGAAUUGGGGUUGUAUUCGUCGUUCUUUGCAGAGGAUAAAGAAUAUAUGCCUGUGAGUAUGAUGAUUUGCAAAUCAUUGUAUUCUCUUUUUAUUUAUGUUUAACACAACGUCCCAACUUCGAACUGCGUUCGGAUUCAUUCACUCGUUCCAAACUCCCGAAUCCCCCAUAUAGAUAUUAAAAAAAAUUAUUAUUUUUUUUUUUUAAAUAGUGGCCCGAGAUAGUUCCCCAAAAUGUCCACUGAAAAGGAAUGAGUGAAUGAUUCUGAACGCGGCCAAUUUCUUCUUCACGCCUUCUCCAAAUGAGCCGCAGGUGUGCGGGCGGCGACGUAGUGCGACACACAGCUGUGCUCCUUUCCCGCCCACGUUUUGCAUUUCAAAGCAGCCACCUGAUUGCAACAACGGUGGGGGUGGGGGGGGGGGGGGGAAUGGAAAUAAAACUGCUUAGAAGAGGUGAGAGCACCAUUUGUACAAAAGUAUUGGGACACCCAGCACGUGGAGAAAAAGUGAAGAAAACAACGCGGAGGCGUUUUGCGAGCUUUGGCAGCUUGAGCUCUUUCCGCAAGAUUUCCGGGCGUGUUCUUCCACACCAAACUCAUCCCAGCAUGCCUUUUAUGGAUCCCGCUGAUCUUCUCCAAACUGCUCCCACAUAACCGGAAGCAUACAAAGCAUGUUUGGAAGCAUGUUUCUGAGAGAAACAGAAUUCGUACCAAAACCAAAGCAAUGUUUCCCAUGGGAAAUAAUGUAAAUCCAAUUCAUUGUUUCCAGAUAGCCAAAAAUAUUGACAAAUAAUACCUUUUAUGGAGAUUAAUUCUAGUUUUGCAUACAGAAAACCAAAUGAUUCAUAACAUUAAUCUUUAUCGAAAAUUUGGAUGGUGCACACAGCGAGGAGACGAGAGAGGGGAGACAUUUUCCAAACUAUUUCCCAAAUUUCAUUUCCUUCUCGCUUUAUUUAGCAAAUGACUGGCACCUGGAAUUUUCUGUCGAAUUAUUUGAAAAAAAAAAAGGGUUGAACAGACGGCAAGAUAUUCCACAUUGCAAACUUUUAUUAACU